AUGGCGGAGCUCAAGUCGCGCGUGCUCACCGCGCUCGCCAAUCUCUCGGACCGCGACACGCACCACAUCGCCGUCGAGGAGCUGGACCGCAUCAUCCGCGCGCCGCCGUCGACCGACGUCGUGCCCAUGCUACUCAACGCGCUGGCAUCCGACUCCCCGGGGCUCGCCUCCCCGGCCAGGCGCGAGUCGCUGCGCCUCCUCGCCACGCUCUGCGCGUCGCAUCCGGACGCGCCGCACCUCCACAAGGUGCUCGCCCACCUUCUUGGCGGCUCAAGGACCCGGCAUCCGACACUCUCCGCGCGCGCGCGUGCCGAGACGUCGCGGGCCAGCUCGUGGCGAGUGUACCUCCGCCCUCAGCCGGCUUCGGCGUUGCCGAGGCGGGCAAUGCGACCGUGGACGCUGUUCGUGAAGCCGUUGUUCGAGAUUCUAGUAUACAAGAAAAUUCAUUCAGCAAUCAGGAUUUCAAAGGCCAUUGGCAUUAAAGUACAAAACGGCUAUGGUCUUACUGAGACUUCUCCUGUUGUUGCUGCUAGACGACCAUUCUGUAAUGUUCUUGGGACAAUUGGCCACCCAAUAAAGCAUACUGAAAUCAAGGUUUUCGACAUAGAGACUGGUGAGGUUCUCCCAGAUGGUUCAAAGGGGAUUGUGAAAAUUAAAGGACCGCAAGUAAUGAAGGGAUACUAUAAGAAUCCAUCGGCUACAAAUGAAGCUUUUGACCAAGAGGGUUGGUUCAGCACUGGAGAUAUAGGUUGGAUUGUAUGUCACCAUGCCAUAGGGCCAAGUCGCAAGUGUGGAGGGAUGCUUGUUCUUGAAGGGCGUGCAAAGGAUACAAUAGUCCUCUCUACAGGUGAAAAUGUUGAACCUGCUCAGAUCGAGGAAGCAGCCGGCAGGAGUAACUUGAUUAAUCAGAUAGUUGUGAUCGGCCAGAUUGACAAUGGUCUGAUGACACCCACCAUGAAAAUAAGAAGGGACAAAGUGACAGACAAGUACAGAAGGAAAUCGAAGCGUUGUUCAAGUGAGAUGCGGAGCGCGUGCGUGUGCUCUAAUAGCAGAUCUAUCUAA
Molecule: messenger RNA, 1062 nt
Organism: Miscanthus lutarioriparius
Lineage: Eukaryota; Viridiplantae; Streptophyta; Magnoliopsida; Poales; Poaceae
Source: the annotation of a GenBank genome assembly